AUCAAACACCGGUAGCCGACGACAGGUGAUGGAUGCACUUUCGAUGCCCGUUCGAUGAACCAUAAAACACAACAGGUAUCACCGAUGACGUAAUAUAUACAUCGUUUUCAAAUCUUUGAAUUAAAGCGGGUGUCAUUCGGCAAAAAGACCAAUUAAGGAUCUUGUGUUUUGUCGGUACGCGGUAGCUUGCCAAAGAUUAAAGCAAAUUUAAAUCGAGCUCGAGACAAUGCCAGCAUCAGAUUUAUCUUGGUCACCACAGAGACAACCCCUGUGUCAUGGGAUUAAGAGAAAGCUGUCUGCUUUUGAACGGAGUGCUGAAAAUGAAAUGGAUGAAGAGACUGAGGAGGGUGCUGUUUCUGGGAAAAGGAAGUGCAUUUCACACACCACUGAUAUUAGCCAUGACAUGAACAAUAUGUUUGAAAUCAACCACAAUGACGAACAAUCCUAUGAUCUCAACAAUUUUACAGACAACAACAACUCUAACACUGUCAAUCUUAAUACAGUCGAAUACCAUAAUCAACAGAUGGGACAUGAUAUGUCAUCAAUGGAGGCAUCAUCUCAAGGGUUUGGUUCUAAUCAGAUGACCAAUGUUUUUGUUCAACAGUCCAAACUCACCUGUAUUGUAAUAUCACACAACCAGAACAAGCCUUCAUCUCAGGGAGACAUGAUCAUGGACUUGAAUGAUGAGACUUACUCCAACACCCAGAUAGAUAUUUGUAGUGGUCAGGAAUCGCCUUGCGUCGCCAUGGACUCAGAUUAUGUGCCGAACCCUGAACAGUAUCAGCUUAGCAGGGGAAGCAACUCUUGUGGGGAUGCUGGUUACUACACAAACACGGUGAGGAGUUAUUGUCGACCACACUGGGACAAUCAGGACCUUUGCCCAUACGUCUCCGACUAUUAUUAGAAUCUCCAACAACGCACAAUCUCCCUUAAAUGUGUCAAAAUAUAUUUUCAUCAGAUAAGAACAAAUACAACCUAAUUAUGUUUUUGUCAAUUUUUACAGUUUUAUAUUAUAAUAUUGUUUGUAUUUUUCGAUUUUUAUGUCUACUAAUAUAUCAGAUCUGCAGCUUUUACAUAUUACAAUGCCAGACUUUGCUGUGAAUGAAAUUUAUAUGCCAUUUGGCUUCAGAUUUUUGAUGUGCCUUGUGGAAAUCUUUAAGCUAUAAACAUAUGAAUUUAAAAAGGGCAACAAAAUACUGACCAUAAUCAAUUCCGUGUUUUUAUUUUUUUGUGUCUUGGAUUAAUUCCCAGUAUAUAAAGGGGGAUUACUAAAUACUGUCCAUUUGAUUUUAGAUAAAUGAAUUUAGAAUUGCCAUAAUAAUUUAACAAGAAACAUGCAUAUAAAUGUAUAUAUUAAAUGUAUCCAGCCCGUGUUCGAGGAUCAUACCCGACAGAAAGGUUCUGUGUGAGUGGGAGUGUCACCGCCCUGAAUUAAAACCAUUAUUAAAAACAACCAUGGAGAUAAGUGGCAUAAAAGUGGUGUGCUGGCGUCAUUAAUAAACACAGCCAUGGGGAUUAGUGACAUGUAAUUGGUGUGCUGGAAUUAUUUUGAAUGCCUGAAAAUGUACUGGUACAAAGGUUGCUCUAUGUGAUCAAAGGCUUUAUUUUGAUUUCAUCUACAUGCAUGUUCAUUUGUAAAACAUGGUCACUGGGAAUAGCAGUGUAAUAUUGUCCAUCACGUGUAACUUAGAAAAUUGUAGAAUCUUAAAUUAUGGCAAAGGGUUAUUUUUAUGUUCAACCAAUUUGUAUAUAUGUAUUAAAUUCACUAUAGAAAAUUCAAAAGAAUAUUUGAAUAUCCAGGAAUGGAUAUGGAGAUGUGUAUAUAUAUGAUACACACACUACAAGCACAGGGUAAAAUGUCUCCAGUUCACAGGAGCUCAGUAUUGAUCACUUAAAAGCUAUGCCUAAUCUUACCCCUUUUGUGCAUUACUAGAGUAUGUAUUGAUGUUUCACUAGGAUUUGAUUGUGCAGAUGAUUUUUUUUUUCUUUUCAUUAUUUGCAUUGAGUUUAUAUGGCUUCAUUUUUUACUUGAAGGUUAUUUUUAUCUAAUUUUCAAUUUAAACUUCAAUUCUAUAACUGAUUAUAGGCCCAUGUACUAAAAAAAAAUAGUUUAGCCACCAGCUUUGUACGUGUAAAACUUUACAAAAAUUAUUGCUUCAACUCUGUUCUGCAUCAUGUCAGGUUAUACAGUAUAUGAACAAAAUGUUAAUUGUUGACAGGGUAUAUCGCCACCUCUAUGUAAAAAAAGUUUUCACCAAUGCAAAAAUACAUAUAUUAAGUACAAACAUGUACAUGUACCUGCAAAUCAAAAUGUUUAAAAAUGUCUUUAUAAAAUAAAUUGUAAUGUUUUGUCA
Ostrea edulis (European flat oyster) is the source of this 2354-nucleotide messenger RNA. RefSeq lists its product as uncharacterized. The transcript has 6 exons. Lineage: Eukaryota; Metazoa; Mollusca; Bivalvia; Ostreida; Ostreidae. Bases 227 to 904 code for a protein of 225 amino acids. The record is from RefSeq and is a predicted model, not a curated record.